AAACUUUCUCUGGGGUUCAUUCACUGAGGUUUGGACUAGAAGGAAAAGAAACCGGCAGGAGGAAUGGAUUGUACAAGCUCUACAUCAUCUGCAUGGCUCCUGGUUUAUGUGGCAAUGACGGCAAUUGCAGUCGUGUGGUCAGCGCCGACAUCUCCCCAUUAUUCUUUAACCAGUCAGACUAAAGGAGGUCUUGAGAAUGUGGCAAACGUCUUAAUAACAGAGGCAAACAAGCUAUACUCUGAGAUCUGCAAAACUCCCAACCUGUGUGGUAGUAGUGUUGAACACAUCCUGAGAAUGGACCUGAAACUCCCAGAAAUUAAAGAUAUUGAGUCUGGAUGUCUGAGCACAAAAUUCAAUAAGGAAAAAUGUCUGCCUAAAAUAUACAGUGAUCUCCUGAAGUUCCAGACAUAUCUGGAUUUUCUAAAAGAAUCUAUGCCAAGCCAUCAAAACAUCAUUGAGUUUAUACAAGUCAAGUCCAUCUCCUUGGCAAAUGCUAUCAAACACCUGGCAGAAAAUCCAUCCGAAGACAAGGAAGACACCGCUCCUGGCAUUACAGUGGCUGAUUUAAGGUCUAAUAAUACCUGGAACCAGAAUCUAACAAGCUACAUCAUCCUGCAGUCCUUCAAGGAGUACAUGGAGAAGACAGCUCGGGCUGUACGUAACAGUUUGAAGGCCUCUAAAUGAACACACUCAACCCACAUUACUACCAAGUAGUGAAGAUCCGCUGUUCUAUUUUCUGAACAUUUACUGUGAUUUAUGUUGCUAAAUGUUAAUUAUUACAUUUAUAAUCUAUUCUCUUAUUUAAAUAUUUAUUUUCAUGGUAUGGUUAAUAAUUAUGUUGACAUAUUUAUUUUUAUAUUACUUAUAUGUUCCAUGUUAUCAUUGCAACUUGUCAAGUCCUUGUCCACACUUUUGCCUAACAAGGAGAUAUCUGUGGUCAAUAUGUUCACACUAAAUGUUUGUAUAUAGGCAAAUUCUCCCAAAGUAGAUGUCAAUCAUAUCUAUAGACUUCUAUGCCAAAAGGGUGCCUUUUUGCCAUUCAUUGGCUUUUAUGCUUUGCACUGUAAAGCCUCAUGCACCCAACCGUAUUUUUGGUCCCUAUCUGGUCUGCAUUUUCUGCAGAUUGGACACAUUCAUUUCAAUGGGUCACCAUGUGCUGUCUGCAUCCGUACGUCUGGUAAAGAUAGAACAUGUCAGAUUCUUGUCCACUCAGCCGGUAUCCCUGCUUUGCGGAUUGUCGAUUUGCAGACCACAAAACACUUAUGGUUGUGUGCAUGGGGCCUAAUAAAAACCAUGGCAGACUACACCUUUCAAUAGAAAGGAAUAUCAAUAGGCAACAUAUGGCACACAGUUGCAUAUGUCAUACAUUUAACAUCAUCCAGGCAUAUAUACUGUACCUAUCAUGCACUGCAAGCACAGUGUGAACUGAGCCAUAGGACCACAGAGUGUGAUAUCACACAAGUAGUAUUUUCAAUGAAAAUAACAUCAGUAUUGAUAUUAUAUUAGUAUAUUAGUUGCAGAUUUGUAAUUUAUUUGUUAUUUGCAUAUUGUAUUUUUUGUUAUUUAUUCUUGUGUCUAUUUAUUGAAU
Bufo gargarizans (Asiatic toad) is the source of this 1588-nucleotide messenger RNA. RefSeq names its product interleukin 6 (gene IL6). Gene Ontology annotation, cellular component: extracellular region. The record is from RefSeq and is a predicted model, not a curated record. Bases 64 to 684 code for a protein of 206 amino acids. Lineage: Eukaryota; Metazoa; Chordata; Amphibia; Anura; Bufonidae. Gene Ontology annotation, biological process: immune response; T-helper 17 cell lineage commitment; positive regulation of cell population proliferation. Gene Ontology annotation, molecular function: interleukin-6 receptor binding; cytokine activity; growth factor activity. The transcript has 5 exons.